Pogona vitticeps (central bearded dragon) is the source of this 4565-nucleotide messenger RNA. It is a transcript of the gene KAT7, whose product is annotated as lysine acetyltransferase 7. The record is from RefSeq and is a predicted model, not a curated record. Gene Ontology annotation, molecular function: histone H4 acetyltransferase activity; transcription coregulator activity; histone H3 acetyltransferase activity. Lineage: Eukaryota; Metazoa; Chordata; Lepidosauria; Squamata; Agamidae. Gene Ontology annotation, cellular component: histone H3-K14 acetyltransferase complex; chromatin; nucleus. Gene Ontology annotation, biological process: regulation of transcription by RNA polymerase II.
AGAAAACCCCGGAAGUACUCUAAAUCAGAAUCAACUUGACACAGUAUUAUUAUUAUUGAACAUUAAACAGGUAGGUGCUUUUAAUUGACUCAUCCCGUAGAAAUAAAACAAUACUUUUGAAGACAAAUGGAUUCUUCCUUUGUGUUUACCUUAUGCUGCUACCUCUUGCAGCAAAGGUUGCCGUUUUUCUCUUAAGGUAGAAAAUGAUCUCAAAACUCCAAAUACCACCUGCAGUUUUUUAAAAAACUCACUCCUCCAAAGGACAAGUGUUACUUAGUUGUUUAAAGGCAACUUUUUAACAUGGAAGCUUUAUCGGGUUAGGGCAGCUCCAUACCUAUUGUUGGAAAUGCAGCUUUCUUGCACUUUCUUGCACUUUCUAAACACAAGGCAAACGAAAUGCACCCUCUUCAUACCGCUUCCCUCACCCAAUUUAAAGAUGGCUUUUCUAUUACUACGAACGGAGCCUGGGUCCCCAACCAAAGAUGGUGUAGGCAGCGUUGGGCUACAUAUGAAUCCCUCUGUCGCUACGGUGCCUCUACCUCUUCUCUAGGAAACCACGUUCAAAGUGCCCAGUUCAAAAAUGGCCACCUCCAUUAUUCCAAAAGGAAGUCCUGCCCACACCCAAAAUGGACGGAGCACUUCACCGAGGAGCCGCGUUUCCAAAGGACGCCAGUCCCGGCUUCAAGAUGGCGGAGCGCCGUUGGCGUGAGACGAGGGUUGGCUGCGUCACGUGACAGGCAGGACGGGGGUGUGUGUAUCCCCGUCGUGUGUCCCGGCGGAAGAGUGAAGGGAGUCGCCUGAAAGGUCGCAGCUGGAAGAAGAAGGAAAGCAAAGCGGCGCGGCCUGGCGCUGGAGAACCGGAGACACGCCAGUCACCACGGACACAGUCGGAACCAACGCGGGGGCCGGGGCGCAGCCACCCUCGCUGCCGCUGCCUCCGCCGCCACCUCCACCGAGGAUGUCACGCAGAAAGAGGAAUGCAGGCAGCAGCUCUGAUGGAACUGAAGACUCUGAUUUCUCUACUGACCCAGAGCACACUGAUAGUUCAGAAAGUGACGGAACCUCACGUCAGUCUGCACGUGUGACUCGUUCUUCUGCUCGGCUCAGCCAGAGUUCUCAAGAUUCUAGUCCAGUUCGCAAUCCCCCAUCAUUUGGAGGAGAGGAGCCAGUUUAUUCUACUCGGAGGGUAACUCGCAGCCAGCAGCAACCUGCACCUGUGACUCCCAAAAAAUAUCCCCUUCGACAGACCCGUUCAUCUGGAUCAGAAACAGAGCAAGUGGUGGACUUUUCUGAUAGAGACACUAAAAAUGCAGCCGACCAUGAUGAGUCACCACCCCGCACGCCAACUGGGAAUGCCCCAUCUUCAGAGUCUGACAUUGACAUCUCCAGCCCCAACAUGUCACAUGAUGAGAGCAUUGCCAAGGAUAUGUCCAUGAAGGAUUCUGGGAGUGAUCUGUCACAUCGUCCCAAACGCCGUCGCUUCCAUGAAAGCUACAACUUCAACAUGAAAUGCCCGACCCCUGGCUGCAACUCUUUAGGACACCUGACAGGAAAACAUGAACGACACUUUUCCAUAUCUGGAUGUCCGCUAUAUCAUAACCUUUCAGCAGAUGAGUGCAAGGUGAGAGCGCAGAGCCGGGAUAAGCAAGUCGAGGAGAGGAUGCUGUCCCACCGACAAGAUGACAAUAAUAGACAUGCUACAAGGCAUCAGGCACCAACUGAAAGACAAUUGAGGUACAAAGAGAAAGUAGCAGAGAUGAGGAAGAAGAGAAACGCAGGACUGACCAAGGAGCAAAAGGAAAAAUACAUGGAACACAGACAAACCUAUGGAAAUACUAGAGAACCCCUUCUAGAAAAUCUCACCAGCGAAUAUGAUUUAGAGCUGUUCCGACGAGCCCAAGCAAGAGCAUCCGAGGAUCUGGAGAAACUGCGACUUCAGGGCCAGAUCACGGAAGGCAGCAACAUGAUAAAGACUAUUGCUUUUGGCCGCUAUGAGCUGGAUACCUGGUACCACUCUCCCUACCCAGAGGAAUAUGCACGGCUAGGACGACUCUACAUGUGUGAGUUCUGCCUCAAGUACAUGAAGAGCCAGACGAUACUACGCAGGCAUAUGGCAAAAUGCGUCUGGAAGCACCCUCCGGGGGAUGAGAUUUACCGUAAAGGAUCCAUUUCGGUGUUUGAGGUUGAUGGGAAAAAGAACAAGAUAUACUGCCAGAACCUAUGCCUUCUGGCAAAGCUCUUCUUGGACCACAAGACUCUGUAUUACGAUGUUGAACCAUUUCUCUUCUAUGUCAUGACAGAAGCUGACAACACUGGCUGCCAUCUGAUAGGCUAUUUUUCCAAGGAGAAGAACUCAUUCCUUAAUUACAACGUUUCCUGCAUCCUGACAAUGCCUCAGUACAUGAGGCAGGGUUAUGGCAAAAUGCUUAUUGAUUUCAGCUAUUUACUCUCCAAAGUGGAAGAAAAGGUUGGCUCUCCAGAGCGGCCCCUCUCGGACCUGGGUCUCAUUAGCUACCGUAGUUACUGGAAGGAGGUUCUUCUCCGUUAUCUGCAUAAUUUUCAAGGCAAAGAAAUCUCCAUAAAAGAGAUUAGCCAGGAAACGGCUGUCAAUCCUGUUGAUAUUGUUAGCACUCUGCAGGCACUUCAGAUGCUUAAGUACUGGAAAGGCAAACACUUGGUCCUAAAGAGACAGGAUCUUAUUGAUGAGUGGAUCGCCAAAGAGGCCAAAAGGUCCAACAGCAAUAAAAUCAUGGAUCCCAGCUGUUUGAAAUGGACCCCUCCCAAGGGCACUUAAUUCAACCAUUCUCUCCAAGAAAUGAACACCAUCCCCCCCAUGUGCUGCAGCCACCACCACUAGCACCACCACCUUCUGUCCUUUCCUAGAGUUAGAAACUGCCUUUGGGAUCAUAAACAUGUCAUUGCUGUUGGAACCAACCCCUCUGUUUACAGAUGCUCCCAGAUGUGUCUCUUCUCCGUGGGACUGUUUGGACCCAGGCCUGCUGCUCACAGGACGAGGCUGGAAAGAUCAAUGGUAUGCAGUGCUAUUGUUGGCUGAGAAGAUGGGCAGUAAUCUCGUACAAGGCCUUUCUAGAUGCCACUCCAUCAGCUGUUCCUGGCUUUAUGUUUUCAGUGUCUCCAUGCACAUAUAGAACAUCACAGCUAAAUGUGUCUUUAUCUUUGUCAAGUUACUUCCUCAUAGCUGCUUUUGAGUUCAAGCUGACCACAAAUAGUCACUUGAAUUCAUGUUUUCUUUAGGGGAGGAAAGUCACUAUAGAACAGCAUCAGGCUUUGGCCAUUGUUAUGCCUUCUUGUUCCUGUGGCGUUUUGUUCUCAUUUGGGCUUCCUCCUAAUUCAAGGAAAGCUCCAUAUCCAGCUGCAAGAACAGAGGUCAGCAGCAGAGUGGUGGUUGCUAAGAAUGCCCUCUGCUGAAAGAUGCUCCUUUCACCAUCUUGUUCUCAUAGAAAGACUAGCUAAGCAUAUUAGGUCCUUUGUGGGAGAUGAGGCUGGCUCAUGUGGCAGUCCCAAAUCCCCGGGCCAGUUCAACAUCACUAAAUGUUCAGGGCUGGGGAACACUUGGUCUUCCAGAUAUUUUGGGCUUCAGCUCCCUCAGCCAGCAUGGCCGAUGGUAGAAAUCAUGAGUGCUGUCGUACAAAAAUAUGGACAGCCAAUGGUUCUCCGUCCCUUCUCCACGUGGUGGCAGUUUUAACUGCCUACCACUUUGUGGCAUUUUUGGAGGCCACCCUUCAGCCAUUUUGAAACCCUCUAUACAGAUAGCAGAGACUAUCCUAAGCUAAUGUCUUCUUAUGACAUCAUUCUGGCUGACAUAAGUGACAGCCACUUUUGCGAGGAGCAUAUAAGGUCACUGCUUCGGUGGUAAGUUUUUCAGCAUUUUGGCUGUAAACAUGCAUGGAUGAGAAGAGUCCCAGAAACCAUGGUGAGCAGAUGGCGUACCGAAAGCCUUUUUGAAAUAACUUCUACACAUUUUGCAGUCUGCUUCAUGUUUGGGGGCUACCUCAAGAUGGAUGGGUGAGUGUGCCUUGUACUUUAUGAUCUGCUUCCAACUGGUCUGUUUGCUGAAGAUACUGCUCCCCUGGGGACUUCAUAGCCGUCCAGAUAGCCACUUCAUAGUCUUUGGCCUCGAUCUGGUGUGACUGCCGACUGUCAAAGCGUGUGUGAAACACAACUCAUUUUUAGCUGGACUUCUUUAAACACCACCAACAACAUUGUCUCCCACCUCGUGACAAGAUGGACUGCAAUUGAAAGCCUGAUCCUCUCCAGUUUGGGUCAUUCCUCAAGCACUCCUGUGGUUGGCUUUUGUGUUUCGGUUUUCGUCUUUUCACUACCAUCCAAAAUCCACCAAAAAUAUAUUUCAAUGCACAGAACUGGCCAUCUGUCAUUGAUUGCCCUUGGCUUCUAGAUACUAACAAAUGGUGUGGUGGCACUCUCCUUUGCGGGGAGGGGAGAUGGGUCAUUCUUGUACAAAAGCAAGUCUCUCUGUUUCCUGGCUAUGUUAGCAUAUGGUAUCAUUGUAUCUACUCCUCAAUAAAGCAUGUUCUUCACUGUAA